UUCAUUUUCUUUGUUUUAGGAACAGUCUUAAGGCCAAUUCACUGUUUUUUUCUGGAUUGACUGGAGAUUCUGAAGGCCAAGGCUUUUUCCCUCUUUCCAGUAACGUAUUUAAAUUGAUUUGAAAAUUCCUCCAAAAGACCGCUGAAAAUUCCGCUUCAAAUUCUCAGGGAUUGCAGGAAAAUAAUUUUGUUGACAUUGAAGUUGAGGUGGGUGAAGGUUUUAUUGAACUUGGUGAAAUGAUCACAGAAGCAAAUCAAAAUCUUCCAUUAGAGAUGGAAGUAUUGUCGUCAAGUGUUCAAGAUCCAAUAUUUAACCUGCAUCCCGUAUUGUCGUCAAAUACGCAAGCUCCUAUAUUAAACCUUCAUUAUAAAGAGACACCAUCUGCCCAACAACUAGUGAAUUUUGAAAAAGACCCAAUAGUUGCUUUAUUAGCUUUGGCUGUAAAUUCUGGACAAAACAGAUUUUCCGCGUCAGCUAAGCUUUAUGGGUCUACUCCGGAAGAAGAAAGAUAUUUACUUGAAGUACUGAAACGUGAAGUUGAAGGGAAUUUUGACAUUCGUAAUCGCGGUAGAAUCGUCGAUUGCUGCGGAAUUAGAGCUUUCCAAAUGAACAAAGUGCUCUACCAUCCAGUUCCUGUCGCUGAAUUAGAUUUGUUUAAAUUAAACGAAGAACGUCAAUUGUUGUUUUACGCAAUACCCCACCCAUAUCAGCUAUGUGUUAGCGUAUACCUUUCGAGUUCAGGUAAACUUUAUCAUCUUCAUCCUGAACUGGUAAAAGACGGUAUUGCUUCACUUUGUUCUACUUGCCACCGAAAUAUCAAAAGUAGUAAACCGAAAAUUCCAAAACUCUGUAUCGCUGCUGGUAUUGACUUUGGUCAUCCUGGUCGAUUAGGACUUCCGCAGUUAACUCUCUCAGAAUAACUUCUUAUUUGCCGCAGUCGUCAAUAUGUCUCAAUUUUGAAACUUGUCGGAUAUAAUGCUUCCGAACGACAAAAAGCAAAAAAAGGUUACGUGAUUACGUACCCCCAACCAGAUGGCACUACAAAAUUGGCGGAACUUCAGAGAUUGAAUUCAAAUUUUGAUGGAGGAGAGUAUCCUCGAACGGAAAAUUUCGGUGAAUUUCUCUCGAUUUGUUUUAUCGGUUCUCGACUACAAUUCGACUCUUUAAUUCCAACUUGUUUCGGAGACGUCAAUGAACUGUGCGUCCUAGUCGAUGUUGUCUAUCUUUGGCUUCAUGCUCUUAAACAUCUCAACCCUUUAUAUCGCAAUGCUUCUAUCAUUGAAACAGAAGCAAUGCAUAUGAAGAUGCAAAAUAUUUUGGUAGAAUUAAUCGAAAAUGCUUCAAUAGUUGACACAGAAACUGAAAUCCAAAUUGAUUGUUUGGUUACCCCAGAAGGAUCAUCUGAUAUGCCAACAGAUGAAAUUCAAGAUUCUGAUAAAAAUCCAGACAUGCCAAUGCCCGUUUCUCUCCUAACUCGUAGUAUGCCUGUAACUACGGACCAAACACAAUCUGUUAGGAUAGCUUUAAGGGGUCUUUUAGAAACCUUAGAUACAUCUGCAAACGUUAAUGUUCUAAAUUCGUCCCAUAGAGAACCCCUAAAUUCCGAAAACGUGAAUGAAGAGAUUGACCAACAUAUAAGCCAGAUUCAUAUCGAGAGGGAAGCUUCACCCUUCAAUGAAUUUGAAGAAAAUGACAGGCUGUUUUAUUCAUCGUUUCCAUUUCUCUUCAUUUUGGGCUGUGGGCUUGAAUCAAGUGGAACUGUGUCUUCAUCUUACGUGAGACCCAUGAUGUUUCAAUUUACCAGAAGUUUCUCAUCAUGUAUUCGUCUCAUCUUUGUUCUAUUCGACCAGCUUCAACGUCACGCAGCUUCUCGCGUAAUCGCUUCCAGGAUUAAGUGCAAUUCAAUAUCGUUUGACACUUUUUCCAAGUGGGUUAAUGAUCCAGCAUUUAUUGAUCAGUUGAAAGAAGCAGCAAAAUAUCCUAAAUCAACUUCUUCUUUGAAGUUAUUAAACAAAUUAAACGUACACAUCAAGUCGUGCACUUCAAGAAUUCCAUUCACUUCAAGUCAACGAGCAGCUUCUUUAUCAAACCUAAUUGGAAUGCGUUAAAUGUUUGGACUUCCUAGUAUAUUUUUUACUUACGCUCCAGAUGAUGUAAAUGGCACCUUAAAUAUCAGACUCUCCUUACCUCAGAAAGAUAACAAUAAAUUCCCUGCUGAUGUAA
Messenger RNA from Daphnia magna, 2223 nucleotides. RefSeq lists its product as uncharacterized. Lineage: Eukaryota; Metazoa; Arthropoda; Branchiopoda; Diplostraca; Daphniidae. Bases 237 to 920 code for a protein of 227 amino acids. The record is from RefSeq and is a predicted model, not a curated record. The transcript has 9 exons.